UGACCUGCAGCAGUUCAACAAAACACAACAAAAAGAAAGUAAACAGUAUAUAGAGAGGGGAGGAGAAGAAUGGAGGAAGUGAGAAAUUAUAGAAAAUCUGAAUCUGGAAAUCUUGUUGCCAGCAAGGAUCUAUCCACAGGAGAUAUUGUUCUCUCCCUGCAACCCCUAGCAGCAGGUCCAGGGCGGAGUAAACUUCCUGUCUGCCUGGGCUGUAAUCUAAGACCUGAGAAAGGUUUGAUUGCCUGCUCUAUCUGCUCCUGGCCAAUCUGCUCCGAACAAUGUCAAACUUCUUUAAAUCAUUCUUCUGAGUGUAAAAUAUUACAGAAGGAAGCUUGUGAUAAGGAAGGAUUCUCAAAGGUUUCAGAAGAUUAUGACUUUAUCCACGUUCUCCGUCUUGUGAUGAAAAUUCAAUCAAAUCCAGAAAUCAGAAAAUCAAUCGAAGGAUUAAAACUGGACAUGUCCAAAAUCCUGGAGAAAAAUGUAAAUAAAUACGGAAAAGAAAGUGAUAACAAAAUUGUGAACAAGAUUAAAACACUUGUCUUGGCCCCAGAAGAUGUGAUUAAACUGGCAAUUUGUUUCAUUGAGAGAUAUAACAUUCCAUUGGACUGCGGAUCCAGAGCCGUCUACUUAGACACAUCAAAUAUAGAGCACAGCUGUUCCCCAAACACAUACUUUAUUGGUCUACCAACUGGUUUCUGCCUUUACAGGGCUGCCAGGCACAUCAAAGCUGGUGAGGCCAUUACAUCAUGCCGAGUUCCUCUGGAUAAGUGCACUUACUUUAGGCAGAAGCUGAUGGAAGAAGAAGGUUUGAUUUGUAACUGCAGUAGAUGUGAAGACGGAUCAGAAUAUGGAACUGGAUACGGAAGCUUGGUUUGCUCUCAUUGCAGUGGUUAUAUGUCUCCCUCAAACCACCAUCAACCCACAAACCAGUGGACAUGCUCUACAUGUGGAGAAAAGAAGUCUGGAGCUGAAUGCAUUGCCACGCUAGAAAAACUUCAAAAGAUUCUGGAUGAAGCUGAGAAAGAUCCUAAAGUUGGCACAGCUGAUUUUUAUGAAAAUAUUUUGAAGCGCGAAGGAGUUUGGAGCGAAGUGCCAAACAAUUCCCAGUUGAUUCUUGAUGCAAAGAAGAAACUAUCCUAUAUUUACCAAUACCACAAGGAUUAUUAUUUCCCCCAGGUGGAUUGGUUGAGGAGGAAGAAAGACUAUUGCAAAGAUUUGCUGGACAUGGGAGCAGUCCUAUUCCCUGGACGGAGCUAUGCCAGGACCUUGAUCGAUUAUGAACACGUGUCAGCAACCUGCGCUCUUAUUCCUGCUCUUAGAGAGGCAGGAUUUCAGAGCAAUGAGGUAAACCCUGUCUGCUAUGAAGUAGUUGAGCUCUGUAAAGCUCCGAUGGAAAUGAUGAUCGAAGAAGAUGAUCGUUCAAUGCACAAUGCGUUCAUGCAGAUGAAGAUGAUCGCUACUGAAGCAAGAGAGGAACAAAAAACAAGAGUUUAUCUAAACAUGUUUGGAGAUGAUGAUGAGGACUGGUAAAAUAUACAACUUCGGUACAAUGCAGAGCUUAUUUUCAUCUAGUUUUACUUGACAUAAUCAUACAAGCUUUCAUCAUUGACAUUUAUUUACUUUAGAAAUAAAUUAAAAUAUUUUUGUAGAA
This is a messenger RNA of Eurytemora carolleeae, 1651 nucleotides long. Its product is annotated as protein msta. Lineage: Eukaryota; Metazoa; Arthropoda; Copepoda; Calanoida; Temoridae. The coding region runs from base 70 to 1530 and encodes 486 amino acids. The transcript has 2 exons. The record is from RefSeq and is a predicted model, not a curated record.